AUGGACAAGUCUCAGACCCCGGGUCUCAACAAAUUGCCAAAUAUUCCUACAGUCGUCGAGGUCGAGACCGAGUCAGAUGACGAGCGCCGACGCGUGUCCAGCGAUAUCCGAAAGGAUGAGACGUAUGCCGAAGCCGUUCGGAAGUAUCCACGUCCUUUCCUGUGGUGCAUGUAUAUUGUCUGGGUGAUGCUCAGCUCCAAUUACAUCAACACAGCUGGAAGCUCAGUCCUCGGCAUCCCUCGCUUCAGAAAGGACUUUGGCCGCCCAUACCAGGGAGACUAUGUUCUCCCCGCACAAUGGCAGGCUGCAUACUUUGGUGCUUCCUCAGCAGCGGGUGUUCUGGGUGCCAUUGGAGCUGCGUGGGCCGCGGACAAAGCGGGCCGCAAGCCUAUUCUAGGACUGGCAUUCAUCUUUAAAGCCACAUCUACGACCCUCCAGGUGGUAGCAACGACGAACUCGGUUUUCUUUGGGGGUUAUUUCUUGAAUGGACUGAGUUCCGGAGUGCUCACAACUAUGGCGUUCACCUAUAUCGGCGAAGUAUCUCCCUUGGCCUUACGCGGCAUUCUCUCAGCCGGUACCCCCAUAGCAAUCUGUAUGGGUGGACUAUUCGCGGCAAUUUUGACGAAAUACGCGGGGACUCAGGAUUCUCGUUGGGCAUAUCGCACAGGGUUUGUCUCGGACUAUGGCUUUUUGGUGGUAUCCGCCAUCUUUCUCCCAUUCAUGCCCGAAUCACCAUGGUGGCUCAUCAGUCGAGGCAAAGUUGGCAAGGGGCUUCGGGCUCUCCAAAAGCUGGGUUAUGACCCAAUCCAGGCACAAGACCAAGUCAGCUCAAUCCGUGGUGCUCUUGACGCGGUUAAGGCCGAGACCUCGGGCACAACUUAUAUCGAGUGUUUUCGUCGAUCAAACUUGCGACGGACCAUCAUCUCAGUUGCGCCUUCGUCCAUCCAGGCACUCUCCGGCGUUGUGUUCGUUGCGACUUAUGCCACAUACUACCAACAACUGGCGGGCUACAGUACUCGCGCAAGUUUCCAACUCUCCAUUGUUCAGCAGGUGCUAUCCAUUUUUGGAAACUUCUGCUCUUGGUUCUUGAUUGAUCGAAUGGGACGACGAUGGUUGACUAUUUCGGGUGUAGCCCUGCUCACCGUCCUUCUUCUCGUCACAGGAGGCCUGGCAGUCGCGAAGACUGCGGGUACAAUCAAAGCUACUGUCGCCCUCCUCUUGCUAUAUUGCUAUGUCUACAACGCGACCAUCGGAGCGACAGCUUUCACUAUCAUGACUGAGACCGCGACCCCACGACUUCGUGCCAAAACGGCAUCGAUGGCUUUUGUAUCCCAAAGUGCACUCUUCACCAUGUGGGGAUUUGUUCUCCCAUAUCUUUUCAACCCCGAUAAGGCGAAUCUUGGGGCAAGAGUAGCCUUCAUCUUCGGUGGGCUUAGCGUACUUUGUCUGGUAUAUCUGUGGUUCUACCAACCUGAGACGGCGGGGCUAUCAUACGAAGAGAUGGAUGAACUCUUCAUCAAGCGUGUACCUGCCAGGAAGUUUAGGCAUUACCGUAAGACGGAGCAGUGUGCAGGCUUAGCGCAGUAG
Capronia coronata CBS 617.96 is the source of this 1587-nucleotide messenger RNA. RefSeq lists its product as uncharacterized. The record is from RefSeq and is a predicted model, not a curated record. Lineage: Eukaryota; Fungi; Ascomycota; Eurotiomycetes; Chaetothyriales; Herpotrichiellaceae. The coding region runs from base 1 to 1587 and encodes 528 amino acids. Gene Ontology annotation, cellular component: membrane. Gene Ontology annotation, molecular function: carbohydrate:proton symporter activity. The transcript is spliced from 3 exons. Gene Ontology annotation, biological process: carbohydrate transport; transmembrane transport.